AGCCCAAAACGCUCCGUGACUCCCUCUCCUUCGUUCACUCGCUCCAGCUCAGUGGUAGCGAAACUUCCUUCCACCGCCGGAUUCCCGGAUGGACGCCCGCCGGCGGCCGCCGAAGCCACCGCUCCCCUCCGCCGCGCGCGGCGGCCCGAGCCACCGCGGCGACGAGGGAGGCUCCGCCUCGUCGUCCCGCCCCCUCGAGCCGCCGAGAGCAUCGGACGCUCUCCCGCUCCCUCUGUACCUGACCAACGCGGUGUUCUUCACCCUCUUCUUCUCCGUCGCCUACUACCUCCUCCACCGGUGGCGCGACAAGAUCCACGACUCCGUCCCCCUCCACGUCGUCACCCUCCCGGAGAUCGCCGCCAUCGUCUCCCUCGUCGCCUCCUUCAUCUACCUCCUCGGCUUCUUCGGCAUCGACUUCGUCCAGUCCUUCAUCGCCCGCGCCUCCCACGACGCGUGGGAGGACCUCGACGACGACGUCAGCCGCGGCUUCGUCUGUACGGACAUUGCGGCUCCGCUUCCGAAAUCGGUCGAUCCGGAGCCGGCGAUUUCGGCUUUGUCCUGUGCCGAAGACGAGGAGAUCGUCAAAUCCGUCGUGGACGGUACGAUUCCUUCGUAUUCGCUAGAAUCUAAGCUCAGCGACUGCAGAAGAGCGGCUUUCGUUCGGCGUGAGGCUUUGCAGAGAACGACUGGGAGGUCGCUCACUGAUCUGCCCCUAGAAGGAUUCGAUUACGAGUCGAUUUUGGGGCAAUGCUGUGAACUGCCGGUCGGAUACGUGCAGAUUCCGGUCGGAGUUGCAGGACCAUUGUUGCUCGAUGGAUUCAAGUAUCAUGUGCCCAUGGCUACCACCGAAGGUUGCUUGGUGGCGAGUACGAACAGAGGCUGCAAGGCGAUUUACGCGUCUGGCGGAGCGAGGAGCGUGCUGUUAAGAGACGGCAUGACGAGAGCGCCCGUUGUGAGGUUCGGUGAUGUGAAGAGAGCCUCGGAAUUGAAGUUCUUCUUGGAGGAUCCGGUCAAUUUUGAUACCUUGGAACUUGUGUUUAACAGAUCGAGUAGGUUUGCGAGGCUUCAGAGUAUAAAGUGCUCUAUUGCCGGGAAGAAUCUAUAUAUGAGGUUCAGUUGCAGCACUGGUGAUGCGAUGGGGAUGAACAUGGUCUCCAAAGGGGUUCAGAAUGUCCUGGACUUCCUUCAAAAUGAUUUCCCAGAUAUGGACGUUAUUGGCAUCUCUGGAAACUUCUGUUCUGACAAGAAACCGGCUGCUGUGAACUGGAUUGAAGGCCGGGGAAAAUCAGUAGUUUGUGAAGCUCUAAUAAAGGAAGAUGUGGUGAAGCAGGUGCUGAAAACCAAUGUAGCUGCCCUUGUAGAACUCAACAUGCUUAAGAAUCUCACUGGAUCCGCAGUUGCUGGUGCUCUUGGUGGUUUUAAUGCCCAUGCAAGCAACAUAGUCUCUGCAAUAUUUAUAGCAACUGGACAGGAUCCAGCUCAGAAUGUCGAGAGUUCUCAUUGCAUCACCAUGAUGGAAGCUGUUAACGAGGGAAGGGAUCUUCAUGUAUCUGUCACCAUGCCUUCCAUAGAGGUUGGCACUGUUGGAGGUGGUACUCAGCUUGCAUCUCAGUCUGCUUGCCUGAACAUGCUCGGCGUCAGGGGUGCAAACAAAGAGUUCCCUGGAGCUAAUGCGAGGCUCCUGGCGACCAUCAUAGCCGGUUCAGUUCUUGUGGGGGAGCUUUCUCUGCUGUCCGCCAUCGCAGCUGGGCAGCUCGUCAAGAGCCACAUGAAGUACAACAGAUCGAGCAGGGAUGUCACCAAAGUUUGUUGAUAUAGACAAAAGAUCUUUAAUGGCCCCAAAUCAAAAUAGGGAAUGAGAUGAAAGAAAGUCACGGAGCUGCGCCCAUGUGAGAUGAUUCCAGGUCAUAGAUGCGACUUGACAUGGCGGGUUCAAUUAUACCAACCUCUCUCCUGCCCCGCUGUGUCCUUGGGUCGUUACUGCAUUUUCUUGUGACCUUGUUCUCUCUGUGACCACCAAGGUUUGUUUGAUCUCAUUAUUCCCUGAUUGCCAUUUGUCGACGUCGUUGUUGUUAGUUUGUCUGGGUUUGUGUUGUAUAUAAACUGGGGACCAAAGGCAUCCUCUAGACCGUGGAUCUGUUGAUCGUUUGUAACCUGGGACCAGACCGCGUAAUGGUCCUAGCAGCUUUAUAAUUUCCUUCUCGUCAUCGUCUUCUAGAGAUUGAGAUGUCCAGGCCAGUUUAUAUUAUCAACGAUUAUUUCUUAUUUAAUAUUUCAUUUGUUCUCUACUUUA
This is a messenger RNA of Syzygium oleosum, 2293 nucleotides long. Its product is annotated as 3-hydroxy-3-methylglutaryl-coenzyme A reductase 1-like. Gene Ontology annotation, cellular component: peroxisomal membrane; endoplasmic reticulum membrane. Lineage: Eukaryota; Viridiplantae; Streptophyta; Magnoliopsida; Myrtales; Myrtaceae. The coding region runs from base 89 to 1813 and encodes 574 amino acids. The record is from RefSeq and is a predicted model, not a curated record. Gene Ontology annotation, biological process: isoprenoid biosynthetic process; sterol biosynthetic process; coenzyme A metabolic process. Gene Ontology annotation, molecular function: protein binding; hydroxymethylglutaryl-CoA reductase (NADPH) activity. The transcript is spliced from 4 exons.